CAGUCGACUGUUGAGAUCCAUCCGUUAUCAACGUAUCUUAAAACAAUUUAUUAUUUUUUUUUUUUUUCUGUCAUUUAUAUGAAAAAUUAUAAAUUAAAAAAAUUAUCUCUAUAUGCUAUAGUUAUACAGUGAUUUUUUAUCAUUUUAUUAGAAAUUAAUUUAUUGACAUUUUAAGUGAAUUUUAUAUUAUUUGUUGAAAAACUGUUAAAAACGUGUUGAAAUUAAUAAGUGAUUUCAAGUGAUAUUAUGUUUAUUUAUUAUAUUUUUUUUUAUUAUUAAUAAAUAAACUAAAAAUUAUUAAUUUUUUUAGUUUAUUGACAUAGAAAAAAAAAAAAAAAAAAAGAAAAUUUGUGUUUUUCAUAUAUAACUUGUGAUUUAUUUAUUAAAUAAUAAUAGUGAAAUUUAAAAAAUAAAAAAAAAAUUUUAUAUUUAAUUUAUAAAUUAAUUUUAAACAAUGAUGGAAGUUCAGCAACAACAUUCACCUGCUGUUGUGGGUCCACUUGAUUUUUCACGUAGAGGUGUUGCUGAGGCAUCUGCAUUUCGUGUUGUUAAACCAAAACAAUCAUCAACAAAUCAUUUAAAUCAACAAAAUAUAUUACCAGAAACGAAUAAUAAUAAUAUCAAUGAUAAUAAUAAUAAUAAUGAACACCAUGAACAUCCAAGAAAUCCAUCUGAAAUUGAGAGAUUUAAUGUCAGACUGAUGUUUCCAAGACUCUGGGCACCUUUUACUGACAAUUCAGAUAUUAUGAAAAUUCCACAGUCUGAAAAAAAUCACACAGAACGAUUAUCAUUUGGAGUUGGUAGAUUAGUUGGUUCACCACCAACAAGAAGUCCAUCACCAUCACAAUCAAUUGGUCCAUCAUCACCCCGACAAAUAAUACGUGAUACAGAUAUUGAUGUUGAAAUUGAAGAUGACGAUGAAGAAGAUGAAGAAAUUGAUGUUGACGUUGAAGAAGUUGAUGGUGAUGAUGAUGAAAUUGAUACAAAUAUGUCAAGUCCAUCAAGAAGAUCAAAUUCAACACCGUCACCGUUAUUAACACGUGUUGAAUUAUUAUCAUCAGUACAAAAACAAAAAAAACAAAAAUCCAUUGAUAGUUUUAGUGUAACAGCAUUAUUACGACCAGAUCCACCAUCAUCACAAAGAAAUAUAUCACCAUUAUCAUCAUCAUCAUCAUCAGAUACAACAACAACAACAUCCUCAACAACACCAGCAACAACAACAACAUCAUCAUCAUCAACAAUAUCAAUAACACAACAAAAUCAAAUACAUCAACAAAAUUCAACAUCAAAUAUUGGACUUUAUCCACCAUUACAUCUUCAAAGUGGAUUGCUACCACCUCAUCCACAUCAUCCAUUAUCAUAUUUACAUCCACAUUUAUUACCACAUCAUUUAUUACCACCACAUUUACAUCCACUACUUCGUGGUGUUCAUUCAGCUCAUUCUGGUAUUCAUUCACCACAUACAACACAUGGUCUUCAUCAUCCUCAUCCACUUGGUGAUGUUUAUAGUUGUGUUAAAUGUGACAAAAUGUUUAGUACACCACAUGGUCUUGAAGUUCAUGCAAGAAGAUCACACAAUGGUAAACGUCCAUUUGCAUGUGAAUUAUGUAAUAAAACAUUUGGCCAUGAAAUUAGUUUAACACAACAUCGUGCUGUUCAUUCAGCUGAAAAAGUAUUUGAAUGUAAACAAUGUGGUAAAGCAUUUAAACGUUCAAGUACAUUAAGUACACAUUUACUUAUUCAUUCUGAUACAAGACCUUAUCCAUGUCAAUUUUGUGGUAAACGAUUUCAUCAAAAAAGUGAUAUGAAAAAACAUACAUAUAUUCAUACAGGUGAAAAACCACACAAAUGUCAAGUAUGCGGUAAAGCAUUUUCUCAAAGUAGUAAUUUGAUAACUCAUUCAAGAAAACAUACUGGUUUUAAGCCAUUUGCUUGUGAUUUAUGUGGCAGAGCAUUUCAACGUAAAGUUGAUCUUAGACGACAUCGUGAAACUCAACAUGCUGAAUUAAGUGCAACAACAAUAACACAAAAUCGAUCAACAAUUGGCACAAUUCAACCAGUUAGUUUGACAAAUUCAAAUACAACAAUACUUCAGUAAACAAAAUUUUUAAACACCUAAUAUUUCAUAAUAUAAAAAAAUGAAAAAAAAAAAAAAAUGGAAGACAACUAAUGUGAACAGUGUAUUUGUAAAUUAUUGUGAUUCUUUUUUUUUUUUAAUUUUUUUUUUUUGUUAAUAACCAAAGAUUAGAUGUACGUGCAAUUAUAUCUUAUUAUUUUUGGUUUUAAAUUGCCAUCAAAUACGCUGUAAUAUAUUUGCAUAUCUUAAAAAAAAAAAAACAA
Aphidius gifuensis is the source of this 2340-nucleotide messenger RNA. Its product is annotated as zinc finger protein Gfi-1b-like. NCBI's taxonomy places the organism in Eukaryota, Metazoa, Arthropoda, Insecta, Hymenoptera, Braconidae. Gene Ontology annotation, biological process: regulation of transcription by RNA polymerase II. The record is from RefSeq and is a predicted model, not a curated record. Gene Ontology annotation, molecular function: RNA polymerase II cis-regulatory region sequence-specific DNA binding; DNA-binding transcription factor activity, RNA polymerase II-specific. The transcript has 5 exons. Bases 455 to 2098 code for a protein of 547 amino acids.